Molecule: messenger RNA, 4596 nt
Organism: Caenorhabditis angaria
Lineage: Eukaryota; Metazoa; Nematoda; Chromadorea; Rhabditida; Rhabditidae
Source: the annotation of a GenBank genome assembly
UUGUCAUUAACAAAUAGGUAAGUUUAUUCUCUAUAGGGUAUCUAAAUAUCUUGUCUCGCACUGGGAUCAUUACGAGAUAGUAUGUUCUCAAAAAUUAUGCGAUUAAUUUUCAACAAAAAAACUAACAUAAUGAGCUUCAAUUUUCUAAUGAUAAACAAAGAAAAUCAAUAAAAAGCAAAGUUCAAUAAAUAAUACUCAAAACUAUUUUCGAACCUCGUAUUAAUUAUGAACAAAGAUAUAACUAAACUAUUUUUUAGAAAUGAUUGGCAAUUGUAAGAAUGAGAUACACGUUCACACAUCACAUCAAAUUUCAAAAUAUUAUAUACUGUUUUCAAAGACACGUCACUUAACCUAGUUUUUUUCUAUUUAUCUCACGUGUUUUUAAUUCAAUAACACAUUCAUUUUUAAAUUUAGAAAUACCAGAACGCCUACCUUGUUUUACAAGUUACUAAAAGGGAAGGAAAAGAAGCAUUGUUUCAGAAUAACUUAAAGAUUGAGAAAAGCUAUGAAAAAAGUAAGUAUAUUAGUUAUUAUUUUUCAAUAAAACCUUUAGUAAAAAAAAUAAAAGAAUUGGCCGAAGCAUUUUCUAGGCCAGCAUUUUGUUAGUCCCCGUUUCUUUUGGCAAAGCUUUGCAAAGAGGAAGAGUUUCCGAAAUACUUGAAUGGAAGUUAGAAAACCUUUGACAAUAGUUUUUCCAGAUAUUUGUAUCUGAAAAUGAUAUCAGAAGUUUCAACACUAAAAGCAGCAGAGCGAGUCGAAGAUAUUCAUAUAAAAUAUAAGAAUAUAACUCGAUAUGCAGUUGUCACCAAAGAUGGAUCAAAAUAUAUUGACAAUGACACAGUUUUUCACCUAAUUCUUGAUUUGGCAAUUGAUGGUGUCGAUGAACAAGACAAGGAUAUUAUUAUUGAAGUUUUCAACAAAGCGAAUGCAAAAUAUGCGGAGAAAAAUGAUCGAACAUUUUUCUAUUUGUGUAAAGAAGAACUCGACACAUUUUGGAAUUCGAUGGCAAAUUCAAUUCAUAGUAAGGCAGCCAACUUGAAAUAUUUUCAAAUUCAAAAAUUAAUUUCAGAGUUGGUCUACGCAAAUUUUGUUUGCGAUACAAGUCGAUUUCUGUUUGAUACGAUUCACAAAACUGAAUUAUGGGAAAAAAUGGAGAACCAUUUUGCAAAUCGAAUUUUCAGUGAAUCUGCUACAAUAGAUGUUCUCAAAAAACUAACUCGUGAAAAAGCGAUUGAUUCCGAAAACACACUACUAAUUAUGGGUCAAAAAGCAUUUGUUAUUUAUACAGAAGCAUUAUCUGCUCUUCAAAAUCUGCAUACUUUCUCUCAAAAAUUUCCGAAUCGUAGAUGUAUUUUGAGAAUUGUUUCCAGUUGGAAAAUCAAAGAUCUUAGAGCUUGGCGUUUAUUUCAAAAUGAAUUUACGGAAGCUGUUCAAGUUUCAUUGAAAAAUGAAAACAAAUGGGGAGAUGGUAUCAUUUAUUUAUUUAUUUAUUUAUACUCAAAUAGAUUGAUUUCGGUUUUAUUUUUUUCAGAUUGGAGUAACUGGAUAUCAAAAAAUAAUUAUACAACAAUUGGUAUUGAGGAAUUCACGCUUCCGUCAGAAUCUCCAAAAAUGGAGUCGAGUAGAUUCAUAUUUGUUCCUGAUGUUCAAAUAACUAAAGAUUGGUUCGAAUUUCCACUUCAAAUGGAUUAUGAAUGUGUUUGGUUGUAUUCAAGAACUCGUGAAAAAAUCUAUCCACUAUCUCAAGCAAUUUAUUUGAUAACUCAAAAAUUAGCUGGAGAUGUUUCUGGAAUGGAAAAUAUGCUCAUGAUUCCAAAUAGACAAAACCAAGAAUUACUCAGCUACAAGCAAAGAUUGAUAAACGAAAUGAAACAACUCGAAGGGGAAUUUGUUCCUGCCAAAAAAAUUGACGAUUUUAUUGAAAAGUUCAAGCAAGAUCCUUUUUAUAAGAAGCACGUAAGUUAUAUUCAUGGAAUGUCUACGAAAGUUGAAAAAAUUUAAUUUUUUUGAUUGUUCAUUUUCAGUGCAAUUCAACUGCUCUUUCAAUGUGUCGUUCGAGAAAAUUCGAUGAUUUUAUUACCAGUUCUGAAUUUUCAAUUUUUGUCAAUAAUUUGGAAAAAGAUCCAAUGGAUGCUGGAAUUGUUGGUCAGCGAAUUAUUAAUUUCUUGGGCAUCGAUAAACCGUAUUUUACAAUUCAAAAAAUUGAAGUUUGGAAAGUUCGAUAUGUCUGCAUGUAUCGGUUGUUUUGUUUUUUCAUGUAUAAGGAACCUGGAGUAAGUAAAUAAAUCAUAAAUUAAAAUUUAUUAAAAAAAGUUAUUUCAGAUUCAAACUGCUGCUCUUUCUGCUUGGACAAUGAAUAUAACAGCAUUCGAAAUCAACAAUAUGGACGAUUUUGAAAACAUGCGAAGAGAAUUAGAACGCGCACUUGAUAUUUCUAAUCGUGAAAAAAAUCAAGAAAUUAUGAAAUUUGCUUCUGAAAGAAUGUUAAAGUUAUCAAAGUUAAGAAAUCAACGACUGAAAAUGGAUAAGAUUCAAACAGAAGAUGCGAAACAAGAAAAAGUCAAAAUUGAAACUGCGAAAACUGGAAAAAUACAGAAAGAAGAUGAUAAUUUAUUGCUUAUCAAAAACAAGGAUUCAGAAGAUUUUGAAAUUGAAAAAACUGAAAACGAAAUGAAAGAAACUAGAGAGAAAUUAUUCGAAAAACAACAAAAACUUAUUGAAAGUUUGAAAACGUAUGUGUUAUUAUCAUUAUUCAUUGAAAAGUUGAUUUCUAAAUAAUAUAAUUUUUUUCAGAGAAAUCUCGGAAAAUAAUAAAAUAUCGACUGCAAAAUAUGAUCGAAUCAAAGAAGAACUUCAAGAUAGAAAAUUGCACGUAGAAAAUAUUCGACGAGAAACUAAUAAUCAAAUGGAAAUUUAUGCAAAACAAAUUGAAGGAGCAAUUAAAGAUAAUGAAAAACUAAAAGAAAGUUAUAUAAUUCGUGGAACUCGAAUUAAUGAACUUCAAUUGGAUUUGAAAAAGUUGGUUUUUUUGUCAAUCUCAGUUUCUCAUUACAGUAAAAACCACUUUUUUCAGGGCUAGAGAAAAUGCAAAAACAGAGCGAAAUAGAGCAAAUAAUUGUUCAGAAAAACUCGAAGAGUAAGCUAGAAGAUAAAACUUUGUUUUUGAAAAUGAUAGUUUUCAGAGCAAAUAAAAAUGUGACAAAUUUGAAAAAGGAAUUGAAGGAUUUGCAAUUGGAUAUGAAAAAUGAAUUGAAAGAAAAAAAAUUGAUGGAAACUAAUUGGAAAGAAGCGAAAAUGUAUGAAAGUUUCGCUAAAUUUCAAAACAAAACGUUUAUUUUCAGACAAGUGGCAAAACUUGAAAAUAAACUACAUCGAUCUGAAACUUUGCGAAAAGAAGAAAUUGAAUCGAUUAAGUAUGAAAAAGAAGAUUUGGAAGUUCAACUUGCGAGGUAUUUGAUUGAAGAUAUUAAAUAGAGGGACUCAUUUCUUUUUUCCAGAAAAUCAGAGAGAAUUCUUGAAUUUGAAGAAAGUUCUGAUAAUCAAAGUAUUGAACAUGCGAGAAAAUUAAGUGAAUUUAUGAAUGAAAAUGAACAAUUGAAGCUUCGAAUUGAUGAAAUAACCGAGUAAGAAAAAUGUUUUGUAGUGUGAUUUGAAAACAUGUAUUGUCUUACAGAAGUUCUGCUGUUCUUCUUUCACAAAAUCAGGACCAGAAAGAUAUUCGAAUCAAAGAAUUAGAAAUGCGUCUAAAUAUGUUAGAAACUUGGUAUCGAGCUGGAAUCGAUUAUUUCAAUUCAUCAUUAAUUCCAAUUCAAUCAAUAUUUCCGAUUCCAAAUUCGCCAAGUGUUUCAAUUCCAGAAAGAUGUCAAUUAGUCGAGAAUAAAAUGAAACAAUAUCAGGAAAUUAUUGAAUCGAAUUGUGAUAAAUGGAUUGAUUGUGUUGAUAUUUCAAUUAGAAGGUUGGGUUUUAUUUUAUUUUUAUCAUAUUCAAAAACAAAACGACUAUUAUAGAUUUGCAAAUGUUUCUGGAAGAUCUAAAAGUACUGGAUUAGCAAAUCACGAAUUUUCAAAGUUCAAGAAACAAUAUCAAGCAAUUUUGAAUUUGUAUAGACAAGAAUAUAAUCGAAUCCAGAAUGAUAUUAAUCUGAAACUUGAAGAUUUGAAAAAUAUUCCAAGAAUGCCUCAACUUUCUAAUCGUUUUCUUCAAACAUAUGAAAGUUUGCUGAAAAAACAAAGGAAUUUUGAGAAAGUUGAGAAAAACAAGCCAGUCGGUUGGAUAAAUCAAAUCGUGGAAGAAAAUGAAGAAAAAGAGUUAGAGGUUAAUAGUGAUUUUUAAAUAUUGAUUUGAAAAUUAAAUAUUUUAUUCAGGAUCUCGAAUGUUUAAUUUGUGCUUGUGAUAUGGAUGAAAAUGAUGAAAGACUCACAAAAUGCUCGAAUUGUCAUAGAAAAUAUCAUAAUCAUGUAAGUGAACAAUUUUUUUUUAUUUUUUCAAGAUAUUCUUAAUUUUCAGUGUUUAUCUGAUUGGCUCAAAACUAACUCGAUUUGCCCAGUUUGCCGAAAAUCAUUACCAGAUCCCGAAUCAUUCCCAUCUUUGUAUUGA